Molecule: messenger RNA, 1484 nt
Organism: Sphaeramia orbicularis (orbiculate cardinalfish)
Lineage: Eukaryota; Metazoa; Chordata; Actinopteri; Kurtiformes; Apogonidae
Gene: smndc1
Product: survival motor neuron domain containing 1
Exons: 6
Coding region: 138-851 (237 amino acids)
Biological process (GO): regulation of alternative mRNA splicing, via spliceosome; mRNA processing
Cellular component (GO): cytoplasm; precatalytic spliceosome; nucleus
Molecular function (GO): RNA binding
Source: RefSeq, a predicted model, not a curated record
CAGACUUCCGGUCGGUUGUUUGUGUACGGGAAGAAGAAGAGCGUACGGUUGUUACAUUUAGGCAGUCAUUUUGACAAUUAACAGAGCUGUUACUUGAAUGCGUACAGUAUUUAUUGGUCCAGAAUUUCUACACAGAGAUGUCGGAAGACUUGGUGAAACAGUUAAGCAGUUAUAAAGCCCAGCUACAGCAAGUAGAAGUUGCUUUAUCAACUGACCCAGACAAUGAAGACCUCCUUAAACUCCAGAAAGACUUACAGGAAGUCAUUGAUUUGACAAAAGACCUCCUGUCUUCACAACCAGCUGAUGGUGCUUCAACAGCUAAUGGGUCAGAGCCAGUUCCCCUUAAGCAUGGCUGGAAAGUAGGAGACAGAUGCAUGGCUGUGUGGAGUCAGGAUGGACAGGUUUAUGAUGCUGAGAUUGAGGAGAUAGACCGGGAGAAUGGUACUGCCGCCGUUACCUUCUCUGGCUAUGGGAAUGCUGAAGUGAUCCCUCUGGUGAACCUCAAAGCAGCGGAGGAGGGGAAACGUGAUGAAGAUGGAAGCAUAAAGCCCAAAUCAAAGAAAGAGCAAAUAGCAGAGCAGAGGGAGUACAAGAAGAAGAAAGCCCAGAAGAAGGUACAGAGAAUGAAGGAGUUGGAGCAAGAGAGGGAAGAACAGAAGUCAAAGUGGCAACAGUUCAACAACAAAGCUUACUCAAAGAACAAGAAAGGACAGGUAAAAAGGAGCAUAUUUGCAUCUCCAGAGAGUGUAAACGGGAAGGUGGGAGUGGGCACAUGUGGUAUUGCAGACAAACCUAUGACCCAGUAUAAUGAUACGUCAAAAUAUAACGUCAGACAUUUAAUGCCACAAUGACCUAUUCUAUUCUGUAUAUAAUGAUACACUGUAUACCAGCUACACCGGUGAUUUCCAUUGUGUUAUACAUGAUUUAAGUUGUCUAGUACAGAAAGCUUUGAAUUGACUGGCUUGCACACCAUUCUUUGAAAUAUUGAUGUAGUUUUCUUAUAUAUUAUGUAUUAAGAACAAAUAUUCCAGGGAAAAGGGACUUACCCUGACCUGGAACAAGGCCACCUGUUCUGUAACAACAGGAAGUAAUGUGUAGAAAAGCUGUAGGGGUUGCUGUUGACGUCCAGGUUCCACAGAGGCCAAAUACUGGCAAUGUACUCGUGUAGAUUUGGUUUGUAAAUUUACGGCCUGAUUUGUACUGAGCAGGUCUUAAGCAGCCAGUAAACCAAUAAUAAUGAUGAUUUGUGAUCGCUGAAUUUUAAUUUCUGUAUAUACACCAGUGAAAUAAACAUUGUUUUGUUUCCCAUUUUUAAAAUAGUUUCCAUCUUAUUUUGAAUGGUUUUAUAAAAUACAGUAUUUUCAUUGUGCUUGUCAGUUCCUGUAGAUGGCAGUGUAGACUUUAUCUUUAAUAAUAAAGCUAUGUUGUAUGCUGCAGCUGUUAACAUAACCCUUCACACAUUAAAGUUGAGUUUUUUUCCUAUG